GACAACCGACCAAACCCUACUCUGGACACAAUCGAACUCGAACAUCGCUCUCCUGGUUCACUGUUUCGAUAUCGAAACCUUUGUCUCUCCAAAAAUUGAAGUCAAUCCAUCUCAAGCAAAGAUUCAAAUGGCUUCAAGAAUUCCUUUCUUUUCAUUUACAAUCACCCCUCAACCCCGAAAAUUGCAUCCUUGUCCUUUCUCCUCGACAACCCUUUGGAGCAACAAACCCAGAACACAAAUCCCAUGCAUCAACAAGAUCGGUGAUUUAGACCUUGCAUCAGGUUUGGCUUCAGAGGCGGCAAAGAGAAAUGCCCAUUUGGUGCAAAGAGAGGAGGCCAUGAAGAAGAGCAAAGAGCUCCUGUUCACAGAUCUGUGCCAGUACCUUGCUUUGAAAGGAGAUGAAGUCAGGAAGAAGUGGAGAAAGAUGGACGAAGAGGACAAAUGGGUUUUGGUUAAAGGGUUUAUUUCAGAGUGGAGUGAGAGUUUCCAUCCCUUGUCUGCAAGGUCUGUGAAGGAGAUGGUUGAGGAAUAUUUGCAGGAAGAGAGCCCAUCAGCAAAACCUUCGCCUUCAUCGUUAUUUCCUGGAUUGAGGAGGAUGAUGGGUUUUUCCCAAAACAAGUGAAGAAAGGGGAGAAAAGCAGAGAAUUUGCAUGUGGGUGGAAUUCACAAUCUCAAUUUCAAAUUCGUGACUUGUCUUGGAUGUUUAAGGAUCGCAAUCUUGCAGGUUUAUUUAUUUCAAACAGAACUUAGUUGAAUAGAACAACUUUUUGCUUG
This is a messenger RNA of Juglans microcarpa x Juglans regia, 774 nucleotides long. RefSeq lists its product as uncharacterized. The record is from RefSeq and is a predicted model, not a curated record. Bases 128 to 622 code for a protein of 164 amino acids. The transcript has a single exon. Lineage: Eukaryota; Viridiplantae; Streptophyta; Magnoliopsida; Fagales; Juglandaceae.